Molecule: messenger RNA, 1410 nt
Organism: Prorocentrum cordatum
Lineage: Eukaryota; Dinophyceae; Prorocentrales; Prorocentraceae
Source: the annotation of a GenBank genome assembly
GACUUCAGGGUCGGCGACGUCGUCAAAGUGAAGCCUGGCCUGAGCUACCGCGCGGACGGCAAGGAACUGUACAAGGACGGCGACCAGGGGCUGAUAUCUGGCUUCGUCCCAGGGGAUGGCAAGGACAGCAGGGCCGUCAUCCAGUGGACGCGCACUGGGCACAAGAGCGUGCUGGAGCUCCACGCCAUGCAGAACCGUUUCGUGCGCGUGCGGGAGGCUGAGGAGGAGUCCUCGCUGCCUGCCAUGAUCGUGGGCAGCACCACCGCUGGUUACGUGUUCGCGAUCGACCUCGACAAAGGAGAGGAGUUGUGGGCAACUUGGGCCUCGAACGAUAUCGCUGGGGUCAAGGGGGCGGUGGCCGCCAAGGAUGGAAUCGUAGUUGUCGCAACUGACAGAUGCACCGACCGGUACUGCUACAGGUACCGCAACCAGACCAUGAGCCUCUGGCCGGGCAAUGCAAUGGUACGGGGCCUGAGUGCCGCGGACGGCAGCGCCGUCUGGGAAUUCAAGACCACCGCGCCCGUUUGGAACAUGGUUCCGCUGUGGGGCCCCGACUCGAACGUGUUUUUCCAAGACUACGAGGGCAGGAUGUACAACCUGGACUUGCAGACUGGCGCCCUCAUAUGGAAGGCCGGUGGAAACAUCGGGACGAACACCAACGCAGCCGCCGUGUACGAUCCUGGCCACAACAUGGUGUUCGCCCUCGGCGUGGGCUACUACCAAAGCAAGUACUGCAAUCCUUACGUGGCGCCUGGCAUCCUGGUUAAUUGUAACACGUGGCCAGGCGUAAGGGGCUUUAUCCGUGGCUACAAUGCUACGUCUGGCAGACAACGCUGGGAGACUACAACGCCAGAGCCGCCAGCCAGCGCCGCCGUCGGCAUGCUCAACAGUCCAUCCGGUCACACUCGCUUGGUGGUCACCAUGGGCUACAACUGCCUUCACAACUCUCCCACCCAGCUCUGGUCCGUCGACCCUCACAACGGCCACCCUCGAUGGGAGAGGGACGGCCCGACGCUGUGGUCCAACCAGUGCGCUGGCGACAAGGAGGGCGCCGAUAUCCGGAGGGCUAUGGGCGGCCGCGCCGCCUGCGUGCCAAACAGCUGGUCCACACCAGCGAUCGAUUCGAACGGUGACGUGUACGUUGGCAACCAGGUCGGCGUAUUGCAGAAAUGGGGAUCGCCGACCGGGAGGACAGCGGACGUCGCGCUGCUCUCGACCUUGACCACCGGUCACGCCUUCCAGGAUGCAGCCAUCGCGUUCGGCGACGGCAUCAUGGCCAUAUCCACGUGCACCUCCCUCAUUGUCUUGCAGACUUGGACAGGCUACUUCGCAGACAACGUCACCGUAACGGCUCCGCCGAACCUUGAUGGCGAACCUUACGGCUACGACCCCACUCGCCCACCUGCAUGA